Messenger RNA from Blastocystis hominis, 1065 nucleotides. RefSeq lists its product as hypothetical. Gene Ontology annotation, molecular function: metalloaminopeptidase activity. The transcript has 3 exons. The record is from RefSeq and is a predicted model, not a curated record. Lineage: Eukaryota; Bigyra; Opalinata; Blastocystidae. Gene Ontology annotation, biological process: proteolysis. Bases 1 to 1065 code for a protein of 354 amino acids.
AUGGUACUCGUCACAUUGAGAUUGCUUAUUUUGCAGACACACGAAUAUGCUCUGAGUCUUGGGUACUAUCCCAGCUGUCUAGGUAAGGAUGGCUUCCCCAAGAGCAUUUCGAUCAGUGUAAACGAAGUGGUCUGUCAUGCCAUUCCCGAUGACACGGUUCUCGAGAACGGCGACAUUGUAAAGGUUGAUUUAGUAAUGUACGCGGAUGGCUUCCACGGAGACACAUGCCGCACAUUCCCUUGUGGUGAAGUGGACGAGAAAGGUCUUCACUUAAUCGAAACGACUCAAAAAUGUUUGGAUGCAGCGAUCAAAGUCUGCAGACCAGGCCAAGAUUACUACCAAAUCGGUCACGCAAUCCAGCAGCUAGCGAACAAGGAAGGCUUCAACGUAGUGGAGGACUAUUGCGGCCAUGGAAUCGGUCGCUCGAUGCACAUGCUGCCGUACAUUCUGCACUUCGAUAACCGAUAUGGAGGCAAAAUGAUGGAGAACCAAGUGUUCACGAUCGAGCCGAUGCUGGUAGAAGGAAGCAACCAGGUGUACACCUGGGAGGACGGCUGGACAGUCGCGACGGUGGAUCAUGGAAGAUGUGCACAGUUCGAACACACGAUUAUUAUUCAUAAGGAUGGAGCGGAGAUCUUGACAUCGUCUGUUUGUAACAAACAAUCAAUUGGGGAGAGGGAGAGUGGCGAUGAUGAUGAUGGUGGGGAUGAUGAUGACGACGAUGAUGACGGUGGCUAUGAUGACGAGAUGCUUUCUCUUCGGUCGAUCCUUCUAAAGGUACUUCUUUGUCAUUGGCUGCUUGGGCAACUUGCUCUUGUUCUUGUUCCUGUUCUUGUUCCUGUUCCCGUUGGGAAUCAUCGGACGAUGUACAGCUUGCAAUGGUGGGGAAGAGAAGCAUGUUGGACCGGUCGAUGCCCAGUUCUUCUACCACUUCCUUCUUGUCUUUCUGCUGGUUCUGGGCGAAUUUCAGCGCCUUUUCCACCAUCCAAUACUCCUUCUCAUCCUUGUAUUUAUCCUCCGGUUUCUCGGAACGACUUCGCUUUCUACUCCUAUACAAUGAACUAA